CAGAAGUGCAGCUGCAUCAGACAUCUACUGUAGCAAACAGAGUUGUGAACAGUCAGAUCUCACUUCUGAGCGACGGGUUUUAAUGCUUUUAGGCUCUACAGUGCUAGUAGAAGAGUGCACUUGGUGAGUGGGUUUGGAUGCCGGUGGACGUGGUGAUAGCUCCUCCGUUGUGGACAGACAUGCACGAGAGCGAGAUGAAGCUGAAGAUGCGCGUGCGACGCAUCAAGGAGGGACGAGAGCUCCGAGGGGGCUUUGCUGCCUUUUCCUCCUGCUUCCCAGAUGUGUGUGAGGGUAAGCCACCAUGCGUACCUGCCCUGAGUCUGUCCCAACCGUGCCUACCUGUAGCCAACCUGGGCCUGACACGGAUACUGCCUCAUCUUUAUGUGGGCUCCCAAAAAGAUGUCCUCAAUAAGGAACUGAUGGCUCAACAUGGCAUUACUUAUGUUCUAAAUGCCAGCAACACCUGUCCAAAGCCUGACUUUAUCAGCGAGAACCACUUCCUUCGCAUCCCUGUCAAUGACAGCUAUUGUGAAAAGCUGCUACCCUGGCUGGAGAAAUCAAAUGAAUUUAUUGACAAGGCCAAGGUCUCAAACAGUAGGGUUAUCGUCCACUGUCUGGCCGGAAUCUCUCGGUCUGCAACCAUCGUCAUUGCAUACAUCAUGAAAACCAUGUGCUUAUCAUCAGAUGAUGCAUACAGGUUUGUGAAGGACCGGCGGCCUUCAAUAUCUCCUAACUUUAACUUCCUGGGGCAGCUCCUGGAGUUUGAGCGAGACCUAAAGCAAAAAACAUCCUUAACUUGCAACCCUCUGAGGCCGACAUCUCACCAGUCUGACGAAGUCAAAGAGAUCGCAGAGACUGUAGAACAGACCAAUGAGCAUAACAAACAUCUUUGUCAGAGAAAGCAAGAAGCCAUAAUUGUAAACGUCAAGCCACCAUCACCUACCUCGAUACAAAGAGACUUCAGCAGCCUUCAUCUGUCCACAGACCAAAUCCUGCACAACAAUCAGCUCAAAUGUUCCUUUCACCUUGACUUCAAGUCUGUGUAUUCAUCAAACCAGCAUAGACAAGCCUGCUCAAAUGCCCCCCGACUGGACACAGAAACCAUGCCCAAGCUUUUUAAACUUGACAGUCCAAAAAGCAGCAGGGUGGCAUGUUUGUACUCUCCAUCUGACAAACCCAGAAUUCCCAGUCUGUCUGAAUCAUGGGAUUCAUCUGUAAGAAAAUCUGAACAGAACGACAAUGGUCCUCUUGAGAGGUUAUCAUCUACAGCUCUUUCUCUCAACCUGAACCUGAAUCGCCAAGCCGCACAGGAUCCCUCUCAUCACGCCAGCAAGAAGUCGACCUUGUUCCUCAGCUUGCCGCUCAGCACAUCUUCCAUCUGGACCAAGCACAGAGGACUGGCCCAGGCAACAACACCAGUGACACCAACUGAAGAUCACCCAUGGUUCUUCAGUCCAGAUCUGGACCCUUCUGUUAAUCCUACGAAAUUUGGAAGCUCUACUAGCUCAGUUGAGACUCAUUUCAAAAGGAGAAGCUGUCAGUUUGAGGAGAGCAUCGUAACAACACAGUGUAAUGAGGACUUUGGGAAACUCAGGAAGCAGUCGAGCUUCUCAGGGAGUAUGGAGGUUAUUGAAGUAUCUUGACAUAGUCUGGAUUUAAUCCGGGUGUAUCAUGGACUCUUUAGUAAAAAAGAGACUGAAAAGAAGGACGGGUUAUUUAUUGCAAGGUUAAAUUGCAAAAUACUGCUUUGAUGGAAGUGGAUUUAAUAGACAGAAGGACAAAUGUUUGGAACAUGGUAGUGAAAGGACUGCAUGCAGAUUUGCAUGCGUAUGCAAGCCAAUGAUGCCUGAGAAAGACUCGGGUGCCUGAGCAGGCCCUACUUACUAUAUACUGUAUGUUAAAGACAAUUGAGUACAUGACAUAAGCCAUACAUACCAAAGAGCAAAUAUGUUUGAGAUACCCACUGCAUGAAGGAUUUAUUCCCACUAGGGGUAAUUUAUCGUACAGCAUGGCUAUUAAAACAUAAUGGAAUUAUGGAGUUAUUAAGGAAGAGAUAAAGAUUUAAGGUUGAAUAUUUGCUGUAUUAUAUGUAGGCUCUGUUUAGAAAUAGGGUAAAAUCGACAUUCAUUAUUGUCAACAGUGUUACCACCAACUGCUUCUGUCAUUUAAAAUUAGUUUGUAAAGAUAGACCGAGUGAGUUGGACUGAGAUGAACUCUCGCUGUACUACUGUGUACUGGGCAUGAUCUGAAAUGGCUGACUACCUACACAGAGACAAGCUGCAACCCAGCAGUACUAAGCUUUAUGUGUAUUCAAAAGUAUUUACAUACUGUAUGUAUAUGUAAAAAAGAGAAGUUACUGCAGUUUUAUUACAGUAUUUAAUGUUUUACGCAUUGUUUAAUUUAUUGUAUCGGAUUCAUUCUGGCAAUGAGCAAUAAUAUAAUAUCUGAAGAUUUCUCCUUUAUCUUUGUUUCAUUUUGUGAGUUUAUUAAAUUUUAACAAAGCAUCA
This is a messenger RNA of Trichomycterus rosablanca, 2507 nucleotides long. It is a transcript of the gene dusp8b, whose product is annotated as dual specificity phosphatase 8b. The record is from RefSeq and is a predicted model, not a curated record. Gene Ontology annotation, molecular function: MAP kinase tyrosine/serine/threonine phosphatase activity; MAP kinase tyrosine phosphatase activity; protein tyrosine/threonine phosphatase activity. Gene Ontology annotation, cellular component: cytoplasm. The transcript is spliced from 5 exons. The coding region runs from base 138 to 1643 and encodes 501 amino acids. NCBI's taxonomy places the organism in Eukaryota, Metazoa, Chordata, Actinopteri, Siluriformes, Trichomycteridae. Gene Ontology annotation, biological process: negative regulation of MAPK cascade; protein dephosphorylation.